CGGGGGAGGGGGCCCCCGCGCGCACACACACACACACACGCGCGCGCGCGGCGGGAGCGUCAGCCCUUGCACUAGCGAUCAUCGAAGCCAAGAGGGGGUGAGAGUCUCCCCGCUGGAUCGGCAGAAGGCGAAGACUUUUGCAAUGAAACUGUGGCAGCUUCGGUCCAUCAAAGAGCUGGAGCGAUGAGCCACCGCCUGCUCUUCUGUGUGAUUGAAAGAGUCCGUUCUAUAGCUCUGAGGGGAGGGAGGGGGCGCGGAUGUACCUGCCCCUAUUUCCACGCACCCCAGCAUUCAAAGCACAGCAUACCGAGAUUCCGGUGACAGAUGGAUCGCUCGCUCGCUCGCUCUCUAGCUCUCUAUAUUUUUGUUUUCAAGAUGUUUGAUCUGAAGUUCUGAAGCAUCUCGGAGGGGACCCAGGAUAGGGGGAGGAGGAGCAACCCCGGGAGCCCAGCGACCGAAGUGGCAGCUCCUCCAAGUCACCUUGUGGUCGUGGGGGAAGGCGGGGAGGGUGUGUGUGUGUGGGGGGGUGUCGUUCCUGAGCCUCCAAGAAGAUCUGUUGUUUAAUUUUUGUUUUGUUUUAAAGAGAAGCACAGAUUUCCGCUCCCCCCUCUUUUUCCUGGAUUGGGAGCGGCAGGAAGGAGUGGAUUUUGCCCCCUGUUGCUCUACACCCCAGGGUUGGCACGGAGGGAAAGAAAAAUGUUGGUGACGGCACCGGAUAGAACUGAGGUGCCUGUGCCCUCCUAUUGCUAACCAGCAAGGGAGCGUCGCCUCUCAUCCCCUCCCUUUGCUCUUCGGAGGCUUGUUUCUUUUUUGCCCGUGGGGGAGGGGGGGCGCCGCAUCUGAACAUGCUGUGUCUGGGCUUGUGGGCGGCCGCCCUGCUCUGUGUGUUCUCCCCUGGCACGGUGCAUGGCGACUGCUGGCUGAUCGAGGGGGACAAGGGUUACGUAUGGCUGGCCAUCUGCAGCCAGAACCAGCCUCCCUACGAGACCAUCCCCCAGCACAUCAACAGCACAGUGCAUGACCUGCGCCUGAAUGAGAACAAACUCAAGGUGGUGCUGUACUCCUCCCUCAACCGCUUCAGCAACCUCACCGACCUGAACCUGACCAAGAAUGAGAUCUCCUACAUUGAGGACGGGGCCUUCAUGGGCCAGGCCAACCUACAGGUCCUGCAGCUGGGCUACAACAAGCUCACCAACCUGACGGAGGGCAUGCUGCGCGGCAUGGCCAGGCUGCAGUUCCUCUUCGUGCAGCACAACCUGAUUGAGGUGGUCACACCCACCGCCUUCUCUGAGUGCCCCAGCCUGAUCAGCAUCGACCUGUCCUCCAACCGGCUCAGCAGGCUGGAGGGGAACACCUUCACCAGCCUGAGCAACCUGAUGGUGUGCGAGCUAGCUGGCAACCCCUUCAACUGCGACUGCAGCCUCUACAGCUUCCUCACCUGGCUGGUGGUCUUCAACAACGUCACCAAGAACUACGACCGGCUGCAGUGUGAGACCCCCCGGGAGUUCGCCGGCUACCCGCUCCUGAUGCCUCGACCCCACCACAACCGCAACGCCAUCACCAUCUUCCAGUCCAUGUGCCGGGGAGGCACCAUCCCAUCCCUCUCAAGGAUCAACCCCACCCCCUACACGCCUGACUCCCAGAGAGACCUGGAUGAGAACUCGGGGUUCAACCCCGGGGACUUCCUCUCCGUUGAGCCCCCGGCCUCCUCCACCACUGACUCCUCAUUCAACCCCAGCAUCAAGCUGCACCACGUGACCAUCACCUCAGCCACCUUGGUGGUGACGAUCCCCUCACCCUUCAGCAAGAUGUACGUGCUGGUCCAGUACAACAACAGCUACGUCUCUGAUGUCACGACCCUGAAGAACAAGAAGGAGUAUGUCACCCUUAGCAAGCUGAAGGCCCACACGGACUACACCUUCUGUGUGGCCUCCAUCCGCAACUCCAAGCGCUACAACCACACCUGCCUGUCCUUUGCCACCAGGAGCAAGGGAAGGGAGGAUCCAGUGCCCAAUACCUCCACCACCACUCACUACAUCAUGACCAUCCUGGGCUGCCUCUUCGGGAUGGUCAUCGUCCUGGGGGUGGUGUACUACUGUCUGAGGAAGCGAAGGAUGCAGGAAGAGAAGCAGAAGUCCCUCAAUGUCAAGAAGACCAUCCUGGAGAUGCGCUACGGCUCGGAUAUAGACACCAGCUCUAUCGUCCACUCUUCGCAGAAGCUGGGCGAGCCGCCCGUCAUCCCUGUCUCACGGAUGUCCUCCAUCCCUUCCAUGAUCGGGGAGAAGCUGCCCCCAUCCAAGUCAAUGGAGGCUGGGAUGGAGACCCCCAAAGUUACUACCAAGGGCAACUACAUUGAGGUGCGGACGGGUGGCGGGGAUGCCCUGGAGAGAGCCCAGCGGGAUGACGAUCUGCGUGAGCUUGACAACGGCCAAGGCUCGGCAGCUGAGAUCUCCACCAUCGCCAAGGAGGUAGACAAGGUCAACCAGAUCAUCAACAACUGUAUCGACGCCCUCAAGUUGGACACGGCCUCCUUCCUGGGAGGAGGGAGUGGCGUCGACUCAGACAUGGCGUUUGAGUGCCAAUCCAUCCCUGCCGGCUCCUCGGGUGGGCUGGAGCGGCCUGGCUUCCUGUCGCCACCGUACAAGGAGAGCUCCCAUCACCCCCUGCAGCGCCAGCUGAGCGCGGACGCAGCUGUGGCCAGGAAGACCUGCAGCGUCUCAUCCAGCGGCUCCAUCAAGAGUGCCAAGGUCUUCAGCCUUGACGUGCCAGACCACCCGCCAAUGAGCAAGUCGGAUUCCAAGUACAUCGAGAAAGGCAGCCCACUCAACAGCCCCCUGGAUCGUCUUCCUCUGGUGUCCCCGGGUGCCAUCCACCACCUGGAGGUCAAACCUUCCUACCAUUGCAGCGAGCACCGACAUUCCUUCCCGGCCCUGUACUACGAGGAGAGCGCUGACACUCUGAGCCAGCGGGUGUCGUUCCUUAAGCCGCUCUCCCGCUCCAAGCGGGACUCCACGUACUCCCAGCUCUCCCCCAGACACUACUUCUCGGGCUACUCCUCCAGCCCCGAGUACUCAUCUGAGAGCACCCACAAGAUCUGGGAGCGCUUCCGGCCUUACAAGAAGCACCACCGGGAGGAGGUUUACAUGGCGGCUGGCCACGCCCUGCGGAAGAAAGUCCAGUUUGCCAAGGACGAGGAUCUGCACGACAUCCUGGAUUACUGGAAAGGCGUCUCCGCUCAGCAGAAGUUGUGACUGUCUCUUUAAAAGGAAAGAAAAAAACCCAACAACCACCAACAAAAGAACCACUUGACUGUGAACAAAAACCGAACAGCCCCCUCCCCUAUGACAAAAAUGAACCAAGAACCGUUUCUUACAAAGUUUACAAAAAAAAAAAAAGCAAGAAAGCAAGAAAGCAAACAAAAAACAAACUCCCGCAAUGAAUUGUCUCUCCUGUGUUAUGGGGACCACUGUUCCUCCUGCAGCUGGUUGGGAGGAGCCGCCUGCUUUGACACUGUGGUAAUGAUGCUGAUGGGCUAGCGGGAGGGAAGGACAAAGAGGGGGUUAGGCAUGGGCGGGGGGCAGAGAAGGAUGCUAACCAGGCCUAGACUAAACCACUAACCAUCGCUUUUAUGUUCCUGUUGUUAUUUUGUUCCAGAUUGUGGGGGUUUUUAAGGAUGGGGGUGGGGCUUCUGCGUACUCCCUUGGGGGGCAGCCCCCACCAAGAGAAAAUGGGGGAUGUCACCAAACAAAGAGCCCCUCCCUGGCAUUUUAAGGGUUUGGGGGUCUUCAAGGCUUUCUCCCACCUCCCCAAGACUCAUGGGGGUUGUACAGACUCUAGCAUGUAACUGGAGGCUCUCUCUCCUUUUCCUCCACCUCCGACUCCAUUAGGGUUCCCUGAGCUUGGGGUUUGGGUCUCCUGGCUCGUGGCCACAUCAGCUUCCCUCAUUCACUGAGGAAGGGGAGGUAGGGCAAACAGCACAGGGCUCUCCCCGCCUCCGGUGCAUUUCAGAAGAGAGGUCACCGGCUUUCUAAGGCCCUGGGAAGCCCCCACCCCCAGCCCCAGCUGAACAGUCCAGUUGUCUUCCAGGAAAUGGUGGGGAGCAUGUUCUCUGGCAUGGCAAAAUGGGGUUCGCUAAUGGCAGGGCGAUGGGGAAGUGGGGAAGAAGACGGGAAUUCCCAACUGUGCUGAGAUCUGAAGGGUUCCCCCUCUCACCCCCACCCCAGAGCUGGGGAGGGGCACGCAUCUCCCACCUCCUUCAUUUGUGCUGCAGGUUCUGCACCCCCCCUUGUGCUUCGGGGUGGGGGUGGGGGAUCAGACCCUUGAGGAGGGCCUCAGGGAGGAAUAACAAUCACAGGAUGCUCCUAUGCCUCCUCCCACCCAGCUAGAUCAGAGCAGGGCCCCCUCUCCCUGGGGGGUGGGGGGAGAAUGAGUGGAUGUAUAAAAAGGCUGGAUCUGGAGAGGACAGUGUGUGGGACCUGGAUUCCACACAAAUGGGGCACAUGCACCUCCCACGGAUAGGCGAGAGCUUUGAGAAGAGGGGGUAAAAUAUGGGAGGGAGGGAGAGAGAGUGGGUAAUGGCCAGGGGAAAGGAGGUACAGCCCAGGAGAUUGGUUUCAGGGCAAGGGGUGGGGAAGGGGUGCAGCCUUGGGGGAUGAUUUCCUGGGCCCUCCCUUUGUGGGCUCUGCCAUGGAGGUGGUGUUGGGAUGGGAGAGUUAUCAGCUCCUGGGCUGAGCUCUCUCGCUGCCCUCUGCAAAACUCCAACAGGCCUCCUCCUCCUCCGUAUUGGGCUGGUCCUCUGUGCCACUCGCCACAGUGCCCACCCCUCAGAGGGAAUCCUCAAUGUGCCUGCAAACCCCACAUGCCCCGUCCGCUCUCCUCCCUGCACUGCUCCCUGGGGCUUGGGCCCUAGCUCCCCGCCAACUGGGGAGAGGCGGGGGCGGGGGCUACAGCCCACUGCCCUCCCAUCCCCCUGUCUCUGAACAAACUAACAAAGCACAAUCUUUGGUACCCACCAAAUCCCCGGCCGUGUGCAUUGUGGGGGAGCCUGCUUGUGGGGAGGGGGUUGUUUCAAGUGCAACUGGCUGCCCCUCUCCCCAACCUUUGACAAUCUUUCCCCUUUCUCAGAUGGGAGCAAGGCAGAGGCCAAGGUCUCCCCUCCCUCCCGUCCAACGCUGUCUGAGCUUGUCUCUCCAGGGGGAGGCCGCAUUGCGGCUGGCUCCAGCCUCUGCCCCCAGGCCACACACAGAGCCUGGGAGGGGGGCGUUCCCCCCGAGGAACUGCUCAGAGCCUAGGGGAUGGUCAGAGGCUCUGGCUAUGUUGCAGGGUUGGGGCCAGGGGAGACAAGGGUACAGGGCAUGGGUAUCUCUCCACAGGAGCCACUGGGCACAGGUACCAGUAUCUGUCAGACAGCUUGGAUCCUAUUAAUAGGAGCUAGUUAGUAUAAACAGAUUCUCAUAUGCGGUGUUGUUGUAGCCCUGUCGGUCCCGGGAUAUGAGAGAGACAAGGUGGGUGAGGUAAUAGCUUUAAUUGGACCAACUUCUGUUGGUGAGAGAGACAAGCUUUCCAGCCAUCGACCUCACCCACCUAGUCUGUCAAACAGAUUCUCGGCUAUUAGUGGGCAACAGCACCAUCCAGUGGCUGGUGUGGUAAAUCCCAGGGGAUUAUUUCCUGUGGAGAUUGCAAAGUGUAUUCCCUAUGGAGCGCCUAGGGAAGGGAUCCUAGGGGUAUAAUCCCAGAGAAGGUCCUAGGGAAGGGAUCUUGGGGCAUCGUCCCUAUGACGAUUCCAAUGUUAAAUACCCAAAUGCAACCCCAGGCUCAUGUUUCCUCAGACCCCUUUGCUUGUCAGCAUGCAUCAUGGGCUAUUUUGCCAAGCGUUGACCCCAGCCGUAACUCAGCCCCUCUGCCCCCUGAGCUUGAGUAGUGAGGGGAAAGGUGCAUGGGGAUCUGGGGUUCAGAACAACUCCAGGGGGCUCAUGAAACAAGGGAGCCUGCAGAUGAAGGGAAGGGGUUAGACGAUGCUGACUCCCAUCUUUUUAGGAAAGGGCGAGAAUCUGCUGGGGGGUUGGCGGGGGACCAAGUCCUGUGAAUUCCCUGUCCUGUUAUCUUUCUCUCCCCUCUGCUUUUCCUCAACGGUACUGCCAGUGCCUGGGAAGUCCCAUAAGCUAUUCCAUGUGGCCACAUGGUGUGGGGUGAGCUGGGGGGGCUAUACUUUGCCAGGAUCUCAGCUCCCAUUCCAUCCCCAAGGGAAGGAAAGGAGAUGGAGAAUAAGGGGGGUGGGUGAAGGGGUG
Molecule: messenger RNA, 6287 nt
Organism: Chrysemys picta bellii (western painted turtle)
Lineage: Eukaryota; Metazoa; Chordata; Testudines; Emydidae
Gene: ELFN2
Product: extracellular leucine rich repeat and fibronectin type III domain containing 2
Cellular component (GO): plasma membrane
Molecular function (GO): protein binding
Source: RefSeq, a predicted model, not a curated record